AUGGGAGCGAGUCGAAUAUCACCACCUUCUCCGCCGCCACCUCUUCCUCUCAAUACCGUUCGAAUCGUGGAAGUCGGCCCUCGAGACGGCCUUCAAAACAUCAAGACAACCAUCCCAAUGGCCACGAAGCUCGAGCUCAUAUCUCGACUGCGACAAACAGGACUCACGACCAUCGAAGUCACGAGCGUCGUCAGCCCGCGUGCCAUCCCUCAGCUGGCGGACUGCCGGGCUGUCCUCGCCGACACGGGCAUUCAGAAGCUGAUACGAGCCAGUGGAUCCCAGUCACAGUCACAGCCACCGACACAACAACUUCGUCUAGCGGUGCUAGUGCCAAACUUGAAAGGGCUCGAGAUUGCGCUGAACCACGGUGUGAGGGAAGUAGCCGUGUUCGUCAGUGCGACAGAGGGAUUCAGCCGGGCCAACAUUAACGCGACGGUCGACCAAGGACUGGCAAGGGCGCAGCAGGUGGCAGAGAAAGCGAUCUCGGCCGGACUGGCGGUACGAGGCUACGUCUCGUGCAUCUUCGCAGACCCGUUCGACGGUCCUACGCCACAUUCAGCCGUGCUGAAAGCCACGACCAGGUUGCUUGACAUGGGAUGCUACGAAGUGAGUCUCGGCGACACGUUGGGUGUCGGUACCGCGGCCGACGUCAAGAGCUUGCUCGCCUAUCUUUUUCGCAACGGCGUCCCCGCCGCACAGCUCGCCGGCCACUUCCACGACACAUACGGCCAAGCGGUCGGAAACGUAUGGCAGGCGUACCAGUGUGGUCUCCGGGUGUUUGACAGCAGCGUCAGUGGCCUCGGGGGAUGCCCGUUCGCACCCGGAGCAAAGGGCAACGCGGCCACGGAGGACUUGGUGUACAUGUUCGAGCGAGCCGGGUGCGACACGGGCGUCGACCUGGAGAAACUGACUCAUGUGGGAAACUGGAUCUCAGCUCAGCUGAAAAAGCCAAACGAGAGUCGCGCCGGUGUUGCUCUGACGGCGGCGGCCGCCAAAAAGGCCCUGCUCUUCAAGUCGAAAACCGCAAACGACCAAAGCGGUCAGGCUGGUGCAAGGGGUGACAGCAAUACUACGCGGCCUGGAGGACUCGUGUGGACGCUGGACCAAGGAACCGAGAGUGACAGUCUGGUGGUGUAUCGGUCCGGUGUGAAUCUCAAAGCGGUGCUCAACAAUCCCAAGAAAGGCAACGCUCUGACGGUCCCCAUGAUCUACGAGCUCACACAGCUCUUCCACAGAGUGCGCGAGGACCGCUCAGUGUCGCGGAUAGUGAUCACAGGGCAUGGCAAGUGCUUUUGCGCAGGGAUGGAUCUGGGCAAGGGGUCAUCUCCCGUUGCGCAGAGCCAGGAGGUCAGCGACGCACAAUACGAGAGGUUGGCGACGCUCUUUCGCGCAGUCGAUACCGCGCCUCAGGUGACGAUCGCCGCCAUCAACGGACCGGCGUUUGGCGGUGGGGUUGGACUGGCGUUUGCCUGCGACAUCAGGAUCGCGUGCAGCGCGGCGACCAUGACGCUGAGCGAAGCCAAGCUGGGCCUGUGUCCCGCGACGAUAUCCAAAUAUGUCGUUCGAGAAUGGGGAUUUUCUUUUGCGCGGGAGGCCAUGCUCUCUACGCGGCCCGUGACCGUGACCCAGUUGCAGUCGCUGGGCUGCGUGACCAAGGUCGUGGCUGAUGUUUCACAGCUCUCGCAGGAAGUAGACCGCUACCUGACUCGAUUGAGGGUAGCGGGUCCAGAGGCUUCGAGUAUGUGCAAAGAGCUCGUCAGGCUGGGAUGGACAGAUCCUGGCGGCGAGGAACAGGAGAAAGGAAUCAAGCAGCUGUUUGACAGGAUGAUGCGCCCGGAUGGAGAAGCUGGUAUCGGAUUGAAAGUGUUCCAAAACAAAGACAGAAGAGCUCCGCCAGAUUGGGACGAGAUAACCUUGUCCCGGUUGAAAGGUACGAGCAAGCCAAAGUUGUAG
Exophiala spinifera is the source of this 1953-nucleotide messenger RNA. RefSeq lists its product as uncharacterized. Gene Ontology annotation, biological process: L-leucine catabolic process; ketone body biosynthetic process. The transcript has a single exon. Gene Ontology annotation, molecular function: hydroxymethylglutaryl-CoA lyase activity. Lineage: Eukaryota; Fungi; Ascomycota; Eurotiomycetes; Chaetothyriales; Herpotrichiellaceae. The record is from RefSeq and is a predicted model, not a curated record. The coding region runs from base 1 to 1953 and encodes 650 amino acids.